GGCGGAGCUGGUUAUUUGAAAGUGGCGGGCAGUCUUUCUUUAGAAAAACAGCGAUUCACGGAUUUUAAUGACAGAAACGGUUAACGAAGUCUGUCUUUACAUAAAAUAGCAGUCUCGUGGGAGUGCGAUUAAAUUUAUUCGAGUUUGUGUAAAAAGGAACUUUUAUUGAGCUUUACUCCUCGAGUACGAUAACAACAGAUUACAGCGUUGAAGGAUGACUAAGGAGGAUGAGAAGGUAAUUCCUGUGAGGGUUGUGAUGAGAUGCCGGCCUUUGGUUUCCAAAGAGAUCAAUGAAGGAUGUCAGUGCUGUCUCACUUUUGUUCCCGGUGAACCUCAGGUGAUCGUGGGAAAUGACAAGGCUUUCACCUAUGAUUAUGUCUUUGACCCCACAACAGAGCAGGAGGAAGUAUUUAACACUGCUGUGUCUCCAUUAUUGUCAGGGCUUUUUAGAGGUUAUAAUGCCACCGUUUUGGCCUAUGGGCAGACAGGGUCAGGGAAGACAUUCUCUAUGGGUGGCACAUACACAUCAGAACAAGAGAACGAGUCCACGGUUGGGGUUAUCCCACGAGUGAUACGAAGAAUCUUUCAAGAAAAGUCUAAAUGUGCAGACUGUGAAUUUUUGUUGGCUGUAUCUUACCUUGAGAUUUACAAUGAAGAGAUACUGGACCUGCUGUGCACAUCAAAGGACAAACCCAUCAUCAGUAUCAGAGAGGAUCCUAAAGAUGGCAUCAAAAUUGUUGGGCUGACAGAAAAGGAAGUGUUCACUGCUCACGAGAUGGUGGGUUGUCUUGAGUUGGGAAACUCUGCACGAACAGUGGGUUCAACAGCCAUGAAUGCAGCCUCAUCUCGCUCACAUGCCAUCUUUACCAUAUCACUGGAGCAGCGACGCAAAGGAGACAAGAGUGAUGUCAUGGUCUCCAAAUUGCACUUGGUGGAUCUCGCUGGAUCUGAGAGACAAAAAAAAACUAAAGCAGAGGGAGAUCGACUCAAAGAGGGAAUCAGCAUUAACCGUGGACUGCUUUCUCUGGGGAAUGUGAUCAGUGCACUUGGUGAUGAAAGCAAGAAGGGAUCCUUUGUGCCAUACAGGGAUUCCAAACUGACACGCCUCUUACAGGACUCUCUCGGAGGAAACAGCCAUACCUUGAUGAUUGCGUGUGUAAGUCCAGCAGACUCCAACAUUGAGGAGACUAUCAACACGUUGCGCUAUGCUGACCGUGCCCGUAAAAUUAAGAAUAAGCCAAUUCUCAAUGUCGAUCCACGUGCAGUAGAAAUGAAGCGACUCAGACAGCAGGUGCAAGAGCUUCAGGUGAUGCUCCUGCAUGCCCGUGGAGGUGUUGCACCUGUGCUGACAGGGUCUGAGCCAGCAGAGAAUGUGUCAAACAUCCUGGAGCAGAAUCGCUGUCUGCAAGGUGAAAACAGCAAGCUGAGCCGAGAGCUGAGUGAGGCUGUAGGACAGACGACUCUUAUGUUUGAAAGGAUCAUCAUGAUGGAGCAGACAAAUGAGAAACUGCAAAGCAAACUGGAGGAGUUGAGGCAGCAUGCAGCGUGUAAGGUGGACCUACAGAAGCUGGUGGAAACCCUGGAAGACCAGGAAUUGAAGGAGAAUAUAGAGGUGAUCCGGAACCUUCAACAGCUUAUCCUAGAACUGCAGAACGAGAGUGCAGGGAUUGCUGCCACCAUUGAUGCGAUGACUUCAGGCAGUCCUUCAGCUCUGGAGGUACACACAGGGUGUUCUGCUAGUGGCCCACCAGUGGUAUGUAUUCAGUGUUGGGCUAUGAAGUCCCAGCGGGUGCAGCUCAUGAGACAGAUGAAAGAAGACUCUGAGAAGUUUCGUUUGUGGAAGCAAAAAAAAGAUAAAGAAGUUCUGCAGCUCAAAGAGAAAGAUCGUAAACGUCAGUAUGAGAUGCUAAAACUGGAGAGAGACUUCCAGAAACAGGCCAGUGUACUCCGUCGCAAGACAGAGGAGGCUGCUGCUGCUAACAAGCGUCUGAAAGAUGCUCUACAGAAGAGGAGUGAAGUUGCAGAGAAACGCAAAGAAGUCCAGAACCGUGGAGCAGAGGGUGUCAGCAGUAGAAUCAAGAAUUGGUUGCUGAAUGAAGUAGAAGUGCUUGUGAGCACAGAAGAGGCCCGCCGGCAUCUACAGGACCUGCUGGAGGACAGGAAGAUGCUAGCAGAGGAGAUUUCUCAGCUUCGGCAGCAGAUGGAGGCAGGAGAGAGACCUGUAGCCAAAGUUCGGCGUCGUACACUGACAAUUUCAGAGUUGGAAGGCCAGGGUGAGCUGGAGGCCUCUAUCAGCAAGCAAGUGGAGAGUCUAGAGACAGAGAUGGGGCUCAGGAGUGCUCAGAUAGCUGAUCUGCAACAGAAGGUCCUGGAUGCGGAUAAUGAUGGACGGAUAAAGCAGCGCUGGGAUUCUAUCACAACCAUCGUAGAGGCCAAGAGCGCCCUGAAGAUUCUCAUGGCUGAGGUUGUAGCCUCCAAGGUGGCCAAUGCCAAGCUGGAAAGUGAGCUGAAGCAGGAAAAGGCAAAUCUGCUGGAUAUGCAGAAGAUCUUGUGUGAUGAGCGCAAGCUCAUGUCUUCCAUGGAUAUGGAACAUCAGAGUCAACUGGUAGAAAUGGAGCAGAGACACCAGGAGAAGGUGCUGUAUCUCCUCGGUCAGCUCCAGAGUAAGCCUGUGGCACAGGAGAAACUAAAGGAGCAGCAGGAGGAGGUGUCUAAACGGGAGCACGAGCUAAUGCAGCGUCUAAAAUUUCAGGAAGAGGAAAUUGAAAAACUGCGAAAACUCAAUGAUCAGAACCAGAAACUCAUGGAUGAAAAUGAACAGUACAAGCAGAAAUUACUUCUGGCCCAGCUGACCAGUGCAAAGAAAGUCCUGUCUUCUGUGAAUGAGUCACCUGAUACAUCUUUUGAAUAUGUUCCACCUAAGGUGAACCUCCUCUUCUCCAAGCCCAAAGCCAAAACCUACUCCACUGCUCGGGCACGUCUGCAAGAGCCUAUAGAUCUUGAUGAACUCAUCAACUCCCUUGAUGAACCGUCAGAGUCAGAGAAAGAAGAGGAUGAGUGGCGUCCAGAGAAAAGCGACAGAGCACGACGAGGCUCUAAGAAGUCAAAAAUGAACGGCUGUGCAUGUCGGGGCCGCUGUGUUAAUAAACUUUGUCGCUGCCGCAAGGGAAAAAUGACCUGUGGGGAAAACUGUCUCUGUGACCAUGAGAAAUGUCGCAACAUGGAGAACCGUAGCAAUGUGGAUCAGACUGAAAUAAGUGAUGUGUCUAAGGACUCUGCUGCAAUUCCUGAGGACCCUACAGCAGUCAGCCCACGAGAUGCUACUUUUUUUAGACCCCCUAGUGUUCCACCUACUAAGAAGGAAAUUGGAGACAUAGGCCACCUGCCUGCAGAUCUGAAGCUUGAAAAGAAACCAGUCCCUGCUGACAACGAGAGUGACAGCGAUGACUCUGAAGUGAUGAACAGCACUUCCAGCUUUCUCCGGAGUAAAAAGAGAGGUCUAAAUAACUUCAAAAACAGCUUUUUCUCUGGCUGCACACCCAUCCGUGAAGAACAUUAGCAUUAAAGUAGUAGAAUGUGAUAUAUAAAUACUUGCUAACUUGUCUCUUUUUUUUUCAUGUGGUUUAAAUGUAUGCAUUUGUUUAAAUUGGUAAUUGUAAUAUAGGUUUGUAAUAAUGGUUAAUGCACUAACAAUAUGAACUGCUCAUGUCAUUGGUUAUUUUAUAGUCUCUUAAGCAAAAUAGCUGUAUGACAUUUGAAAGUCAGGGUUGUAGAUGUUAUUUCUAUUAA
This is a messenger RNA of Sinocyclocheilus anshuiensis, 3789 nucleotides long. RefSeq names its product kinesin family member 4 (gene kif4). Gene Ontology annotation, molecular function: ATP binding; microtubule motor activity; microtubule binding. Gene Ontology annotation, cellular component: microtubule associated complex. NCBI's taxonomy places the organism in Eukaryota, Metazoa, Chordata, Actinopteri, Cypriniformes, Cyprinidae. The coding region runs from base 215 to 3559 and encodes 1114 amino acids. The record is from RefSeq and is a predicted model, not a curated record. Gene Ontology annotation, biological process: microtubule-based movement; spindle elongation; mitotic spindle organization. The transcript is spliced from 28 exons.